This is a messenger RNA of Penicillium diatomitis, 237 nucleotides long. RefSeq lists its product as uncharacterized. The record is from RefSeq and is a predicted model, not a curated record. The coding region runs from base 1 to 237 and encodes 78 amino acids. The transcript has 2 exons. Lineage: Eukaryota; Fungi; Ascomycota; Eurotiomycetes; Eurotiales; Aspergillaceae.
AUGAAUCAAUUCAAGCAAAAGAAGCGUGGAGGGGAAAAGGGGAAAGGAGGAAAGGAGAAGCACGGGAUCAGAGAGACGUGGAGAUGCGCGCAGAACGUGCGAUUUCAGCUGGUAGAGAACCCCGAGGACGGUACACUGUGUCGAGAAUUGGUCCGCUCACGAUUGGACGGUGUGAUGCAGCCUGGCCGCAUCCGGGGCGAAAAGGGCAGCAGCAUCAAGACUACGAAGAUGGAGUGA